Molecule: messenger RNA, 3023 nt
Organism: Lethenteron reissneri (Far Eastern brook lamprey)
Lineage: Eukaryota; Metazoa; Chordata; Hyperoartia; Petromyzontiformes; Petromyzontidae
Gene: COMMD1
Product: copper metabolism domain containing 1
Biological process (GO): copper ion homeostasis; negative regulation of protein localization to cell surface; negative regulation of sodium ion transmembrane transport
Cellular component (GO): endosome
Source: RefSeq, a predicted model, not a curated record
GAACAGCGCCUGUCACCUCCCGUCGCCUCCACCAAUUCACACACCACAGAGAGACCGUGCCAAGCGCGACGUUGCAAGGUGACCGGCAGAUUCGCCCGCUGAGGGUUGUUUUUCUUUGUCAUCGCUCGAGAUGGACGACGGCGACUUGCCCGCCCGUGUGGCCGCGGCGCGUCUCGGUGCGAUCGCUGGGAGCCGCUGCGAGACGAAUCCGCGAUAAUUGGAGACUUUUACCGCGGAAAUUACGCGUACGCGUUUUGACGCCGUGUGUGCAACUUGCCUUCGAAUCGCCUUAAGCCGUUAACAAGUUCCGUGAAAUCGUGUUUAAAAAAUCGGAACGUGUUUCUGUUUGAUUUAGAGGUAAUACCUCUGAUCUGGCAAGGAAAAAAAAACAAUAACGUUGGCGGCUUUGACAAAUGUCCGCGGACUCUAAAGUCAGCGCGUGCUUCCAGCGAAGGGAGACGGGUCGGUGCCGGGUUCCUCCUGCACAGACUCAUCAGCAGUGACGAGCCCUGCUCCAACGAAUCCCAGGCUGACGAGCUCCUGGGGCCACACUCCAUCGGCCAUGGCUCAAGCAGGAGGUGGCGUCGACGCCGGCGGGACCCAGGCGGAGGAGCCCCUGGGCGCUCUCCUGAGCGGAGUCGUGGACCUGCUGUUCGGCGAGGAGAAGGAGGCGAAGGCGGUGGCCGUGAGCGAGGAGGCGCUCAGAGGGAAGCUUUACCCAGACACCACCCUCGACGACUUCAAGGCGCUGCUGAGCAAGAUGAAGGGGCUGCUCAAGGCGAUGGCAACGGCCGACAUGGACAGCACACAGUUGGAGACAUUCCUGGCGGCGCAGGUGCGCAAGCCGGGUGGCGUGACAGCCGAGCAGGCGGCCAUAUUGGCGCGCUUCUGGAAGAGCCACCGGGGCCGUGUGCGAGAGAGUUUGGUCGCCCGCUGUCGCUGGGAGCCGACGCUGCACAGCGUGAACUGGCGCGUGGACGUGCCGGCAGCCAAUGGGCACAGUGGCGACGAAAGCGGAGCUCCCAUCGCCUUCCUGGAGCUCGACAUUGGCCAUGAAGGACAGGAGCCCGAGCGUUUGUCCUUGGAGCUGGACGAGGCUGGCAUUGCAAAAAUCAUGAAGAGUGUCACUGCCAUUGAGCAAAGAAUUGCCAAACUUGGCCAGUGAGGCUGCUCUCAACCCUCUGGUCAUCAAGGAUCAAGGCCACCGUGGACAAACCCAAGGCACUGCAGUUGGUAGGGACCACAGAGGGAUCUGUCUGCUCGUGAUUUGCAUUUUACCCGCACAUGUGCUCCAGCCAAUAUUCAUGCAACAAUCUCCAUUUUGUUAAAAAGACGUUUUUUUUACUUGAUCUGUUGAACCUAUUUGCAGUGAGCAGGCUAAGAAAUCCCCCAAGCCCUGGUGGAGUUUAAUCAAUUUAGUUUCAGGUACAGUCCGCCUUAAAUUACACGUGGGAAAUUGCCUGAAGCUUUGGCUCAAUGGAAGCAAACCUUAGUUGUUUAUGUUUCUCAUUAUAAACGAAAAACUUGCAGCUUAAUUAAAACAGCUUUCACAUCUUGGGCUGUUCUAUGAAUCUCUACAUAUUGCUAACUUAAUUACUUGAUUUCAUGAUAUUUAACGAAGAGACUUACCAUACAAUUACAAAACUAUUACCGCAGAAAGAAUAUAAAUGGCUUUUAUGCACCGUAUAUGGAGCAUGUAUUAGCGGGAUUAAUUGGAAGAUUCCAAUCAAGCCCGUGUGCCACAUUUGUAUGAUUGAGUACUCUUGAAGAUUCUACAGUUAUGUAAAUAUAAUCUGUGCUGUAUUGCUUUGAUUUUUUUCUUUUUACUAAUCUUAGAUGGUCGUCUCGUCAUCUUACAAGCAAAUUAACAACUUGAAUGGGAAAUGCAGAGCGUGAAUGUCGGAUGAUUAUGCAUUACUAUACACGAAACGGAAACAUCAAAAGCUGCACUCAUUCAUAAUUGUGAGGAGGUUAUCGAUUAUCCUUGAAACAUUUUCAGGUUUAAGAAAAAUGUGAACCUGAGUCAUACAACACGUAAAAGGGUUUUAUGAUGGGUGAAUAAUGUUGAUCGCUUACAUUAUAGCAGUUUUUUGCAAUGUUGGCAAAUUUGGAAUUAUUAUUUCUGUCUCGUAAAAACCAACGUGACUCACCGCGAUGUGUUUGAAUGACGCAAAUAAUUUUUGUACAUUUUUCUCUUGGUUUGUGAAUAUUUCACUCCAUUUGCCAGGUAAAAAAAUACAUCGAUGGCUUGGGCAUAUAAAAUGUGUUUUAAAUAUUCAAAAUAAAGGUUUUUGGGUUAGAUCGUGUUAUUAUAAAUGUGUCGCAACCCUCCACCACCCGACACGGCCAAUCAGUAAAAAAUGUGUCACGUUAACAAAACGCCAAUUAGUUACUUCUUCAGCACACCGGUGUGUUUGAAGAGUGAAUGAACAACAUUUAUAAUUUGAGCACGACGUUUCGCUAGUAAUUACAUCCAGCAUCUUCGGGCAAAUCUAACUGUUGUGGAUUCAAUCUUCAAACACACCGGUGAGCUGAACAAGUAACUAAUUGGCAUUUUGUUAACGUGACACAUUUUUUACUGAUUGGCCGUGUCGGGUGGUGGAGGAUUGCGACACAUUUAUAAUAACGCAAUCUAACCCAAAAACAUUUUUUAUGAAAAAUACUGGUCGCGAAAGCCUACGUGUUAAAGUGUUUUAAAUAAUUACAUACUUAUUUGCACUUUGUUGCUGUUAGCACAUGGUGUAUGGCACAAAAUCAUUACUCAGACUUUUAAAUUAUUCAGUACUCUGUGGAAUUUGAUCUCGCAUUUCUUUGACCAAAUAUUAAAUUAUACAUUUGGAGUAUUUCUUUUUAUCAUUGAUAGUUUCUCAUUGUACGUUGAAAAACGUAAGAAAAAACUAUUUGUUUGUGUCUCUUAUUGAACCAAUAAAACCAAAUUCGUGCAUGUACACAUCAAAUCGAAUGUAAUUCCGGAAAAUCUAUUAAAAGCUGGACCAAGUCACCCAGGUCUCCCUUGGAAAUGA